AUGUAUUUAAUCAGUAAAUAUCAUUUACCUCUUGGUAAGUUGUAAUAAGUAAUUUUUCUCGUUGCGAUGCGGGGCACGAUAUUUCUUCUGUCCUUACGCGUUUCAUUUUUUUUCUGUUCUUUGCGAACCUUGGAGUGAGCAAUGUGCCAUUGCAGCCGCAAUUUCGUGCUUUCCUAUCCUCCAAGAUAGGCAUCGCUUCUCGGCCUUUUCGGCUAAGAUCAAAGUGUAGUAUCUGUUCUCGUCGGUUUGAAAGCCGGCGCUGGUCCCAUUGGGGCCAGGCUCUUUCAAGCGGAUUUUUGGACAUCGGCCAGGAUCACCCGGGUUCACUCGGACCUGUGCCACGGAUCGUCUCGACACUGCAGUGCCGUCGAGUUCGGUCCACUCCCGUCUCCUUCGGGAAACGGGA
Molecule: messenger RNA, 406 nt
Organism: Rotaria socialis
Lineage: Eukaryota; Metazoa; Rotifera; Eurotatoria; Philodinida; Philodinidae
Source: the annotation of a GenBank genome assembly